This is a messenger RNA of Mytilus trossulus (common blue mussel), 1322 nucleotides long. Its product is annotated as membrane progestin receptor alpha-like. Gene Ontology annotation, cellular component: membrane. The transcript is spliced from 2 exons. Lineage: Eukaryota; Metazoa; Mollusca; Bivalvia; Mytilida; Mytilidae. Gene Ontology annotation, molecular function: signaling receptor activity. Bases 333 to 1316 code for a protein of 327 amino acids. The record is from RefSeq and is a predicted model, not a curated record.
UGUAUACCUGUGAAUUUUAAAGACGUUGUGUAUGAUAAAAUUCACAAUGUUUGUGUAUACAUCAAAAUGUGUUUGAAAUAGUAUAUUUUGUUGAUAUAUUGUGUGGCCAGGUAAAUCCUAUUUUUAAAAGGUUGUCAAUAAUGCAAACAGGUUAUUUUUAUUGCUUUAUUGAUUGUCGAUCCGUUGAAAAUGACAUACAUUAGCGUCCGGGUUCAUUAAAUAUGCUGAAAUAAUAUUUGUACCGGUUAUAUAUAUAUUGUAAGUCGAAAGAGACUUACAAACAGAUGCACUAAGAUACUGGUAAGUACAAAUUUGCCGGCUUCAGUUGAGAAAUGGUCAGUAUGCUUUGGAAUCCAGCCAACACAAUCAGAUCCUCUAAAAUACCAGCUUUGAUGCAGGAUCCGGGAAUCAUAAUUGGUUACCGUCAGAUAAAUCAGACGUGGAGUUAUUAUGCGAGAAGCAUGUUUAAAAUUCACAACGAAACAUUCAAUAUAUGGACACAUUUGAUAGCCAUUUUCAUACAUUUAAGUAUGAUUUACCAGUAUGCCGAAAAAUGCAACUAUUAUCGUGACCAACAAUCAUGGACUCUAUUGAUAUUUAGUGUUUGUUGCAUAUAUUCGACGACAAUUAGUGUAAUAGCACAUAUAUUUCAUAGCAAAAACAUUGAUGUCCAUUUUAGCUUAUUUCUGCUUGAUUACGCAGGCGCGUAUAUGUAUGGAUAUGCUUCCGGUUUGAUAGCCAUUUACUACUUUUCAGAUGAAUACACCUACAGCAUGAUCGUAAAUGUUUACUUAAUUUCCCAUUGGAUAUUCUCUUUGUGUGGCUUUGUUCUUUUGUGUAUUAUAAAACUGACUUUUGGGCAUAAAGAGCAACAAUGGAGAAGGAAAGGUCUAUUAGCUUUAUUUUUUACGUUGCAUGGAAUUCUUUUGUCUGCAACAGUAGCAAGAAAAUAUUGGCUUUUACUGAAUGGAAACCAGCAAUAUUUAGCACCCAUUACUAAUUAUAAUUGGAUAUAUUUAUCAUUUUUUCUUGAAGGUGCGUCGUACGGUUGCCACUUGCCAGAAGUGUUUUUUCCAGGCAAAUUUGAUAUUGUUGGACAAAGCCACCAAAUUUUCCACAUAUUUGCUACAUUAACACAGAUAUUACAGAUACGCGCAGUGCGCUUUGAAAUAUCAAAAGGGAACUCUUCAUAUGGACAUCAAUCUUUGCCUUCACUGUUUAUAUUGUCAACUAUUUCUUUAGGUGUUAUUACUUUUAUAUGUGUAUUUAUCAUUAGAAUAUAUUAUCCAGUAAGAAAUAUAAAAAAAGAAAAAUAAGCCAUA